This is a messenger RNA of Malaya genurostris, 2990 nucleotides long. RefSeq names its product choline transporter-like 1 (gene Ctl1). Gene Ontology annotation, biological process: transmembrane transport. The transcript has 6 exons. Gene Ontology annotation, cellular component: membrane. Lineage: Eukaryota; Metazoa; Arthropoda; Insecta; Diptera; Culicidae. Gene Ontology annotation, molecular function: transmembrane transporter activity. The coding region runs from base 230 to 2296 and encodes 688 amino acids. The record is from RefSeq and is a predicted model, not a curated record.
AAAAAGACGCCAUCAAAACAAUAAACACUUCUCAGUACCCGACACGACGGCGAAUAAGCGGCGGUAGUAGGGUUCGAUUGAGGAAGCGAUCGCGUCAUCCUGAUGGAAUUUUCUGUGAAAAAGUGCUAAUUUGGAUAAAAACCAUCUUGUGGAACAAUUAAGACCGUCUCCGGUAGUGCAUAGAAAGGAAUCGUGACUUCAGAUUAGGUGGCAAUAUACGACCACAGAGAUGGGGUGCUUCGAAAGUAAAUCCAGUGAUCAGCAUCAGCCCACUGCUGUGCGAGGCUGUACCGAUAUUUUUUGGCUAAUUGUUUAUGUUAUAUUCUGGGCUGCGUUGCUUGUGAUUGCCGUAUUCUCAUUCGUGUACGGUAACCCGCUGCGCAUCAUCAAUGGCUAUGAUUCGUUCGGAAAUACAUGCGGCGUCGAAAGUAACGAAAAGUUUGCACACUUUCCGUUGUCCGGCUUGAACACCUUGGACAAACCGUACGUGUUUUUCUUGGACCUAAAGGAACUUCGGCAGACAUUGAAGAUUUGCGUGAAAGAAUGUCCCAAAAAAGAUAUCGGAACGGCUAUGGAACUGUAUCGGUACUACGAGGAAAGAGGAAGCAAAUACUGUCGGUACGAUUUCAACAUGAGCCUAUUGGCGACCCAGGAAGCGUCGGGACCGAAGUACUUUGCCUUUGCCGGGCCAUGUCCGAAAUUUCCGGUAUACGAGGCAACGCCGGUGCUUCACCGUUGUAUACCGACCGGAAAAAAUGCUCCCCUGCAUCACGUUAAGGAUAUGUACGCACUGAUCAAUUCCUGGGGAGCAGCUCAACAGGUGUUCAGCGAUUUGUACAAAACAUGGCCAACGGUUGUGCUGAUUUGCGGACUAAGCUUGAUUUUCUCUAUAGUUCUCAUAACGAUGCUGCACGUGUUGACCGCGAUCAUAUCGUGGGUCAUUUGCAUUUUCGUUGCGGUGGCUAGCAUUGCGAUUACUGGGCUACUGUGGUGGAGUUACUACAAGGCAAAGCACAACAUGGACGUUGAUCCGAAGCUAUCGUACCUGGAGGAAUUGGUGCGGAAUGAAACCACCAUCUACGUCCUGGCCAUUGCUGCAACCUGCAUAAUGAUUAUCCUGCUGGUCAUCAUUUAUUACCUUCGAGAGAAACUGAGCGGAUUGGCUGCCCUGUUCGAAGAAGCCGGCAAGUGUAUGAUUGAACUACCGGGGCUGGCAGGACCUCCGGUGCUAGCCUUCAUUGCAUUGGUUCUAUUUCUUACAUUUUGGGUUGUGGUGAUCGUUUGUUUAGCCACUGCCAACUAUCCGAACGUGCGGCCACUUUUGCCGUUUACUCAGCUCAAAGAAAACCCCAACAAGACUGAAGCUGAGGUGAAACCUGAUACUCCGGCCAACAAUAAUACUUAUAAAUCAUUCGAUUUGGUUGAAUAUCCUGAGGCUGACUACCUUCGCCAUAUGCUGUGGAUCUACAUCAUCGGCUUAAUCUGGACAACGGAAUUCAUUUUCGCCUGCCAACAGCUUGCUAUAGCGGGAGCCGUAGCGUACUGGUACUUCCGCAAGCCAACCGAUACCCCGGUGCUGCAAGCCAUUGGAAAACUCAUCAAAUAUCAUCUGGGCUCGGUUGCAAAAGGAUCGUUUAUCAUCACAAUUUUCAAGAUUCCACGUUUGAUACUGACAUAUUUGUACACAAAACUGAAGCGUCAUCAACAGGAAGGAUCGGAAUGUGCAAGUUGUUGCCUCAGGUGUUGCAUCUGUAGUUUUUGGCUUUUGGAGAAGUUUAUCCGCUAUCUGAAUCACAAUGCUUACACGGUAAUCGCGAUCGAAAGUGUAAAUUUCUGUCCGGCAGCCAAGAUUGCUUGGAAUGCUCUGGUGACGAAUGCUUUACAGGUGGCCACCAUUAACGGUAUCGGUGAUUUUGUGCUGUUUUUAGGCAAACUUGCCGUGGCUGCCUUGUGCGGAAUGAUCAGUAUUCUGCUGCUACGCGACAACCCGAACGUACACUUUUACAUGGCCCCCGUAAUCAUCAUCACGGUUUUUUCGUUCUUUAUCGCUCACAUUGUCCUGUCGUUGUAUGAGAUGGUUGUAGACACGCUGUUCCUGUGUGUCUGCGAGGAUCGUACGAUCAACGGAAACUCCGGUCGCUGGAAGGAAAGUAACCUGGCGCGACUGCUGGGAGAAGCCCCCGAAACGGAUGCGGUGGAGGCUCCGAUGCAGGUUGUGGAAAUGGCUCCGAUAACCAAGCAACCGUUCUCAAUGCAAACUCUUCAAAUGACUGAAAUUGAAAAUAACAAAGCAUAACAAGGUGCGCGUACUUUAGAAUAGACGAUGCCCCUCAACAGAAGCCAGCCAAGUGAAACAUACGCAAGCACAAAAGACGGCAUACUUUUUUGGUAUUACAGAUUGGCGGUCGCGAUAAAAGAGUCUCUCCAAUAUUUGAUAUAAGACAGCUUUUCAAAGUUAGACGUUUUCAGAGCUAACUUUACCAACUUGAACAAUAUACCGUUUUUUUUUCUUCCUAUUUUGAUAUGAAGCUACGAAUCUAUUUACAAGACGAUGUUUCAUCGAGUUGGGAAACAACUCCAUCCAGAACGUUAUACAUCAUUAAAGUAUUGUAACUAUUUAAAUCUCACUCACAAUGAAAAAUUAACGCUAGGUAAUAUUUAUUGUAUGCAUUUCUAAAUCACUCGAACUUCAUCUAUUCUUUGAAUUAGAUAUCCUGCACUUCAUGAUAAUACAUUAAUAACACAUCGUAACUCACGUUCAAAUUUCCAUAGUUAAUAUUGCUACUUAUAAAAUCAGAUUAUUAUCCAUUGUUGAAGAAGAAAGUUUUGUCAGAUUUUAUUUCUAUAUUGAUGUUUUUCAACGCCAGUUCAGAUUAUAGAAAGAAAUAUUUGCUAUAUAUAUUAUAUGUACGAACUAGUGAUACGAUAAACACUUAUAAUCGUAUUUAAUAAUUGGAGAAUACCAAUAAAGACGCUAAUUAUGAGCUCAA